Symbiodinium natans is the source of this 1866-nucleotide messenger RNA. Lineage: Eukaryota; Dinophyceae; Suessiales; Symbiodiniaceae. The record is from the annotation of a GenBank genome assembly.
AUGAAUGCCUUCGAACUGGAAGAUGCUUCACAUCGGAGCCUCUUCAGCUCCUCCUCCUACAUGGAGCUGCGGAGGCGACUCUGGCUCCGAAUCGCGACGAAGACCGCCUGCGUGCUGAUAUCGAUGGUGCUGAUUACAGUGAUCGGCCUGACCAUGGCGUCGCAGGAAUCCUCGUUACUGCCAGCAAACAUUGUUCGGCGGGCGAGGGAGAUUUACGUGGCGGAGCUCGCGGUGAGGCACUUUGGAAGAAGCAUGGCAGUGCCGGGCCGGGGAAAGCGACAGCGGGCUGCUGAUAUCACGCCAAUCGAAUGGAAGAGCAACCAGGAAGUUCCGAGGCGCAAUGGUGUGGCUUUGUGGGAUUUUUCGGGCCCGACAUCAGUAAAAGCGUCUGCGCCGCCGGCAUCUUCCAGCCGAGAGCUGCGUCGUGCUGAGCUCUUCGAGCAGUUUCGGGUGUUUUACGCGGGGGUGUGUGCCGAGGUGCUUGGGCUGGAGAAGCCGCCCUCCGAUUCCAUCGACCGAUGGCUGUUGGAACAGCUGGCACAACCCCGAAGUGCUCAGGCCACACGAGGUUCCAGGGAUCCGCUGCUUCCAUAUCCUCGACUGGCGGAAUCCUCCAACGUCCUGCGGCGAGAGUUGUUGGCCGAGGUGCCCAUGCGAUGCCAUUCCCGAGUCACGGGGAAGUUGGCGGAAGAGCAACUCGUCAGGUAUUUGGGCCGAGCCAGAGAGUGGCUGAUGAAGUUGCAUGAGCCUGUGGAUUCUGCGCUCUCCCGGGAAGUGAAGGCGCUGGGCGAGUGGCUGAAAGAGCAUGACGGGAGCUGGAAAGGGGGUCGCAGGUCUGCUGAGGAGUGCCUCUUCCGGCGCAAGCUGGAUGGGCUCGUCACGGAGACUGCAGGGGAGGUGGGGUUAUCCGUGCGCUUUCGCGUUGCCGUCGAGGACAAGGCAGUGGAGAUCCUUAAGAGGGUGUCUGACGAGGCCGAGUGUGUUGCAGAGCAGGUCAUGGCUUUCCAGGCAGCUGGUGAUGCUGAAGUGGCUUUGGAAGAAGCGAGUGAAGGCGCCCGUCGCUUUGCAAUCCUUCGCUUUGGCCAGGAUGCCAUACCCAUCUCCUGGAAGCUACGAAGCUUGUACGAGGUUCACAACGGCCCAGCCGACACCAAUAAGGACUGGGAGCCCAUGUUCAGGCAAAGGCUCUACUGCAUGCUGCGCCGCUACGUCACCUUCAUCGGCCUUGACCCCUCAAAAGAAGGCCAAGGUGGUAACAUGCAUGCCGCAGCCCCCGAGUCGGUCUUCGCGUGGUUGCGCCAGGAGAUGGGCGUGUCCUGCGAGCUCUUUGCCUCACCCCUGAAUUGCUACUUCGCCGAGUUUUACUCGGCUUUCCCUGAUGUCGACUCUGCCUUUGGUUCACGAGGCUCAUUCUUCGAAGUUGCAGAGCUGCCAGAGGGUUCCUAUGAAGUGGGCCCCCCCUACACCGAGGAGGUGAUGGACUUAAUGGCCAAGAAGCUCUUGACCCUCCUGCGUGGCUCCGGUGCGCAGCCCCUAAGCUUCGUUGUAUUCGUUCCGGAUUGGGGUGACGCAUGCACUGCGCUGGGGCUGAUGAGCGGUGAGGACUUCAAACCCUUCCGACACUGCCGGCAUGGAGGAAGCUUUGUCCUGGCCCGUGGGAGAGAGCACGAGUACAUCUCUGGCGUGCAGUUCUUUCAGCACUCAGGCGCUGAUGCAUCGCGGCGGUACUACGACGUGCCUCAUGGCACCCGCAUCUACGUUCUUCAAAACCCUGCUGGUGCGGCCAAGUGGCCCUUCACGGAGGAGAAGGAGCGCGCUCUCUUGGCAAAGCUGGCACCCGCUGCCCAGCAUAAAAAAUGCCCCUGA